Molecule: messenger RNA, 3548 nt
Organism: Manihot esculenta (cassava)
Lineage: Eukaryota; Viridiplantae; Streptophyta; Magnoliopsida; Malpighiales; Euphorbiaceae
Product: leucine-rich repeat receptor-like serine/threonine-protein kinase BAM3
Exons: 2
Coding region: 208-3159 (983 amino acids)
Biological process (GO): protein phosphorylation
Molecular function (GO): receptor serine/threonine kinase binding; protein kinase activity; ATP binding
Source: RefSeq, a predicted model, not a curated record
AUUAUGCUGAGCCAAAGGGAAAUAAAGAGGACCUCUCUUGCUCUUGGAUGCUGUUCAUGUUCAAUAACUUUGCCUUUUUUAAGAUUCAUUACACCUCUCUCUGUCUCCUUUUCUUGUAUAAGCUAUGAAAAUUUUUAUUCAUUUUCUUGAUUCUUGAUAAGAAGUAUUGGGUUCUUUAGAACCCAUUUCUUUGUUUAAUCCAUUAUCAUGGCUGCUGCUGUGAGGUUUGCCUUCUUCUCUUCUCUACUUCUUUUGAUUCUCACUUGUUCUCAUUCACUUUCUUCGCAUAAUCUCUAUCUCAAGAGGCAAGCUUCAAUCCUUGUUUCUGUUAAACAAUCUUUUGCAUCCUAUGAUCCUUCUCUUGAUUCCUGGAAUAUGUCAAACUACUUGUUUCUUUGUUCUUGGGCUGGCAUCCGUUGCGACGAUAUGAACAGAUCAGUUGUUUCUUUAGAUAUAACAAGUUUCAACAUCUCUGGUUCUCUCUCACCUCUCAUCACUGACCUUCAAAGUCUCGUCAACCUUGCUCUCCCUGGAAACAGCAUCUCCGGGGAGUUCCCUCGAGAUAUUCACAAGCUUUCAAGGCUUCAAGUCCUGAACGUUUCUGAUAAUCAAUUCAGUGGAGAGCUGGACUGGGACUUCUCGCAGUUGAAAGAGCUUCAAGUGCUGGAUGUUUACGAUAACAGCUUCAACGGCACACUUCCACUUGGUGUCAGUCAGCUCACUACGCUGAAGCACUUGGAUUUCGGCGGCAAUUACUUCACAGGAACUAUCCCUGCGAGCUAUGGAAGUAUGGUGCAGCUGAAUUAUCUUUCUGUCAAGGGAAAUGAUUUGCAUGGUUUUAUACCUGGCGAGCUUGGUAAUCUUAUCAAUCUUGAGCGGCUCUACUUGGGUUAUUUCAAUGAUUUUGAUGGUGGAAUCCCUCCUGAACUGGGCAAAUUAAUCAAUCUGGUUCAUCUAGACCUUGCAAAUUGCAGCUUGGAGGGUCCGAUACCUCCAGAGUUGGGCAAUCUUAACAAGUUAGAUACCCUUUUCUUGCAAACAAAUGAACUCUCUGGUUCUAUUCCUCGUGAGCUUGGCAAUUUGAGCAGCAUCAAAUCUCUGGAUCUUUCAAACAAUGUUCUAACAGGAGAUAUUCCACUCGAGUUUUCAGGGCUUCAAGAACUCACUCUACUGAACCUAUUCCUUAACAAGUUACAUGGAGACAUUCCCCAUUUCGUUGCAGAGCUACCAAAGUUGGAAGUCCUGAAACUGUGGCGCAAUAAUUUCACAGGAGCUAUUCCUGAAAAGCUUGGAGAAAACGGCAGAUUAAUUGAACUUGAUCUCUCAAGCAACAAGCUUACUGGAUUGAUCCCCAGAUCACUCUGCUUAGGAAGGAAACUGAAGAUUCUCAUUUUGCGCAUCAACUUUCUGUUCGGGCCUCUGCCUGACGAUCUCGGCCACUGUGACACGCUAACAAGAGUUAGAUUGGGGCAGAAUUAUCUAACAGGAUCAAUUCCAAGUGGGCUUCUUUACUUGCCAGAGCUAUCACUCAUGGAGCUGCAUAGCAAUUAUCUGAGUGGACGAGUUCCAGAGCAAACCAGUAAGCUAUCCUCAAAACUUAAGCAGCUGAAUAUUUCAGACAAUCGUUUAUCUGGGCCACUUCCUGCAUCUAUAGGAAAUUUCUCUAGCCUGCAGAUUCUUCUACUGAGUGGAAACAAAUUUGCUGGUGAAAUUCCACCUGAAAUUGGUCGAUUGAAAAAUGUCCUAACUUUGGAUAUGAGUAGAAACAACUUUUCAGGCAAGAUUCCACCUGAGAUUGGUAAUUGCCAAAUGCUGACUUACUUAGAUUUGAGCCAAAACCAACUCUCAGGUCCAAUCCCAAUUCAGAUCACUCAAAUUCACAUAUUAAAUUACUUCAAUAUCUCCUGGAACCACAUGAACCAAAGCCUUCCUAAGGAAAUUGGGUCCUUGAAAAGCCUAAGCUCUGUAGAUUUCUCCCACAAUAACUUCUCUGGUUCCAUACCAGAUUUUGGACAGUAUUCAUUAUUCAACUCCUCAUCUUUUGCUGGUAAUCCGUAUCUCUGUGGCUCAUACUGCAACAAUUCCCCCACCUCUUCAUUACAAUUCCAUGACGAAAACAACUCCAGAUCACAAGUCCCUGGAAAGUUCAAGCUUCUUUUUGCUCUAGGACUAUUAGCAUGUUCACUGAUAUUUGCUAUUUUGGCAAUCAUCAAGGCUCGAAAAAUACGAAAAAGCUCGAAAAACUGGAAGCUCACAGCAUUCCAGAAGCUGGAAUUCGGAUGCGAAGACAUACUAGAAUGUGUCAAGGAAAACAACAUUAUAGGUAGAGGAGGAGCUGGGAUUGUGUAUAAAGGAAUAAUGCCAAAUGGAGAACAAGUAGCAGUGAAGAAAUUGAUGGGAAUAAGCAAAGGAUCUUCUCAUGACAAUGGUCUCUCAGCAGAAAUACAAACAUUAGGCAGAAUCAGACACAGGAACAUUGUGAGAUUGCUGGGAUUUUGUUCUAAUAAAGAGACAAAUCUACUAGUCUAUGAGUACAUGUCCCACGGAAGCUUAGGUGAAGCUCUUCAUGGGAAGAGAGGAGGGUAUCUCAAGUGGGAGACCAGAUUGAAAAUUGCCAUUGAAGCUGCAAAAGGGCUAUGUUACUUGCACCAUGACUGCUCCCCAUUGAUUAUCCACAGGGAUGUCAAAUCCAAUAAUAUUUUGCUUAACUCAGAUUUUGAAGCUCAUGUUGCUGAUUUUGGACUUGCCAAGUUCUUGCAAGAUACUGGAACUUCAGAAUGCAUGUCUGCUAUUGCUGGCUCCUAUGGCUAUAUUGCUCCAGAGUAUGCGUACACCUUGAAAGUGGAUGAGAAGAGCGAUGUGUACAGCUUUGGAGUAGUGCUGCUAGAGCUGAUCACAGGAAGGAGGCCAGUGGGUGAUUUUGGAGAAGAAGGACUAGACAUUGUUCAAUGGACAAAAAUACAAACCAAUUCAAUCAAAGAAAGAGUGAUUAAGAUCUUGGAUCAAAGGGUCACUGGUAUUCCACUAAAUGAAGCAAUGCAGGUCUUCUUUGUAGCCAUGCUAUGCGUUCAAGAACACAGUGUAGAAAGGCCGACAAUGAGAGAAGUUGUCCAAAUGCUCGCACAGGCUAAACAAUCCAAUACAUUCCACAUGCAGUAGUAGAAAAUGGUGGUUGAUAAGAUAGGCGAUUCACUGAUCCACUGGUGAAAAAUUGGGUGAUGAUCAGAAGUGAGAUUCACUUUGGAGACAAUUGCAGAAGUGGAGCCACAUCUAUCACUCAAAGAUACAUCAUAGUACAUAUCUGUUAUAUUUAGUGCUUUUCUUUUGUUCUUUUUCUUUUUUGGUUAUUACCAAAUUUUUGUGUUGUACUAAUGUUGUUUGAAAAGAACGUUUGCUCCAUUAUUGUGCUUUGUAGUAACACUGAGGAUUAGAUUAAAGGGGAAUGGAGGGUGUUAUGGUCAUUCUGUCAAGCAUAUGGAAACAAGAAUAGGAAAAGAGAUGUCUCUGCAAAUUACUGAUGAUAAUUUUUGGCUUCAUUAUCGUCAUCA